CAAAAUCCUCCAAACAGAAACAGAAACAGAAGAAAUUGGCAAUGGAGUUUCAGAGCGAAAAGGGGAUGAGAUCGAAAGUGAAAACGAGAACCGAGAAGGUGUCACUGGAGAAUUACAUCGAUUUCGUUCUCUCUAACAAGCAAAUCGAUCUCACCGUCAACUUCCUCAACCAAAUUAUCAACAUGCACGGGUUCAAGAAAAUCCACAAGGUUCAAAAGAAAGUGCUGACGGACGCGGUGAACACUCUGGAUCUGGUGGAUCCGUCGCGAUCAACACUAAACGACAACGUUUCGUGCUUCGCGUUCGUGACGCUGGAGGACGUAAUCUUGGACCUCUGCGACCUCAAUUGGCAAGAGUGCUGCGUCACCUCCAUCCAAACCCUCGACUCCUGGAAACACUGCGGCGUCGUCUCGGGUGGUGCGCCCGACCCGAUUAAGCCCAAGGCUUCGGAUCCCAUAGGAGUCGCUGACGUGUUCGGCGGAGAUGGAUCCACGUCUUCGUGCGUGGUCGGGUCGGAGUACUCGGGGUUGGAGCGAAGGUCCGGGGUUGGGAAGCUGGUGCCUAAGAGGAAGAGAUCGAAUUCGACGAGAGGAGGAGUCGGUGGCCGCCCUUCGGGUUGCGCUUCUGUCGGAUCUUUCGGGUCCUGCUGAAUGGAUCGAGUCGGGUUUUUUCCUGCGUUUUGGCGGGAGGUAUGUGGUGCGGUGCGUACUGUGUAGUGUGUAGCGGUAGAUCUGUGGUUUGUUGAAGAGAUAGGGGUAUUUUUGUCUCUCAAGAAUUCUCACCUUCGGUUAAGGACUUGCGUACUAGUUGGGAA
Molecule: messenger RNA, 814 nt
Organism: Quercus lobata
Lineage: Eukaryota; Viridiplantae; Streptophyta; Magnoliopsida; Fagales; Fagaceae
Exons: 3
Coding region: 42-650 (202 amino acids)
Source: RefSeq, a predicted model, not a curated record